CCCGAUUCUGAUCACCAUGCAACUCUCAUCAUCGCUCUAAAACCUCACCUCCAUCGCGCAUCCGUCAGACCCUGUUCUGUCUGACUGACUGAGGUGAAUGAAGGUACUUUAAGAGAGCUCGUGUCAGCGGAGAUGUUGGCAGGUGUGUUAGUUCUGGGCACCAUCCUUACAGCUUUACCAGGUAUCCAAAGCAGGUGGAGUGUGUCUUUUUCUCGGAGGGAGAUCUGUGUGUGGGCAGGAACAACUGUCACUCUGCCCUGCCGUUAUGAUUACCCAUCAGGUCACACUGUGAGGCGGGUCAUGUGGUUCCGUGUGUCUGCAGAGGGUCGCAGGGAGUUCACUUACCACACUGACCCAAAUGAGAUCAGCCUGUCGUACCGUGGACGCACUCGCUACAUCGGGGGCAGCUACUCCAGCUGUUCAGUCCAGAUUCGAGCUGUUAAGCUAAGUGAUGCGGGCCAGUACCAUUUCAGGUUUGAGACAGACCAACCGUUGGGGAGAUGGACCUCCCCCAACACCAUCACUCUGGAUGUAACAGACCUCCAGGUCCAGGUUCAUCCAGCAAGGCCCGCCAACAUGUUUGGCCUCGGAGAGACUGUGUUUGUAGGCUGCCAGGCCAGAGGAUGUGCUGCUCCAGGAAGGAGCCUUGCUCUGUACAGGAACGGACUUAACCUCGGCUCCUAUGAGAAAUGGAUGAUUAUCAACCGCUUUGACCAACAGCAUACUGGAGCGUACACCUGUCGACCAAUCCCACCACAGAAUGUACAGUCACCGUCCCUCUCGCUGGCUCUCGGAUAUGGUCCCCGCUCCACCUCCAUCACAAUCUUCCCAGUUGGAGAGGUGUCAGAAGGGGCGUCGGUCACUCUCACCUGCAGUAGUGAUGCAGCUCCACCUGUAGAGAGCUUUGCAUGGUUCAAAGACAUGGAGAGUGGCAGCAUCCCAGACAGUUUUAGGCCUCAGCUCCGCCUGUCCCAACUCAAAUACACAGACAGAGGAGAGUACUUCUGUGUAGCACGUAACUCACUGGGAACAGAUCGCUCCAAACCACUUCUACUCAAUGUCACCUACUCUCCGAAGAACACACGGGUGCUAGUGAGUCCUCCAGCCGACAUCAGAGAAGGCUCAUCUGUAAACCUGAGCUGUGUCAGCCACGCCAACCCUCCUGCCAGCAGGUAUGCUUGGUAUCGUAUCAUAGGUGACCAGGUGUUGGCUAAAGGAACCUUCCAGAACAUGACGUUCCCCUCAGUGCGCGCUCACCUUGCUGGUCAGUACUACUGCACAGCGUGGAACCGGUUAGGAUACCAAACCUCCCCUGUUGCUACACUCACUAUACUCUAUCCUCCCAAGAACACCUCAGUCCUGGCUCGUCCCUCCAGUGUGGUGGACGCUGGCCGACCUUUGACCUUGACCUGCAGCAGUCAGGCCAACCCGGCAGUGGACAACUUCACAUGGCACCGCUUAACUCUGGACGGGGGCUCUGUACAAUCGUGGGGCAGUAAGUCUGGUCCUGUCUUCACCUUCUCAGAGGUUGGCCCCAGAGAGAGCGGCCAAUACUAUUGUGAGGCCAGGAAUCGAAUCGGAGCCCACAGCUCUCCUGUCCUCACUGUGCGAGUUAGAGGUCGUCUUAAGGUCAUUGCCUUGGCGUCAGCGGUGGGGGUGUCUGCUGGACUCAUCACUCUCACAGUGGCCAUUAUGAUCAGUAAGAACAUGCACAGAGUGGACAUGGAGUCAGUAGAAGUAGCAAACAAGCGUCCGUCAGUGACAGCUGACACCAUGUUCUAUGAGUCAGCCCAACAAAUCUUUCCAGUGAGAAAGGGCAAGAUGACUGACAUACCGGAGGAGCCAGAGGACUUGAGUGACAACGCCCAUCCCGCCAUUGUUCCCCUGAAAGAUGCCCCACCAAUCACAGAAGUUGAAACUCACAGCCCCGCCCCCAACUACAUCACUGUCCACUACUCCAAGAGGUGCAGUGUGGACCAGGUGCAGGUCCACAACAUGCCACUGGGUGGUGACAAAAAGCCGAAGGAUUCCACCAAAGUUGUUUACACUUUACUGCAGCAGUCUCACCACUGACCUGGAGAAAAAGACCAACUGGCUGAACGACACAUCAGCUUCCUGCACACUUUCCAUCCAUUCACAUUGUAGGUCAGGAAACAAUUCAAAGUAAACUCUGACGAUGCCUUACGCUGUUCUGGGUCAGACAUGUCGUCACUGAUCCUCCAUCAUUCACCAGACCACAACACGUGCUGACUGAGAGUUCGGCUCCUGACCUCUGUUGCAUGUCCUCCCCUUUUUUUCUAUGCAUCUUUCCACUGUAAGCUACCUGAUGAAGCAGAAAUGUUUCAAAACAAUAACAAAAAACUAACGUUCACACUGUUUGUUGCUUGUAUUCAUAUCCACAUACAGGCUCUAUGUACUGUUGCUCUUUUGUUGAUGGCUCACACUGAGAUACAAGUAAAUGUAGAUGACACAGUGUGACUGGUUGAUACAGCAUCAUUGGCAUCCAUUUAAAAUGAGAUAGUCAUAUGUAUUCAAUGGUCUCCAAUAAAAAUGACGCUCAAAGACAUAUCAGUCAAAGAAGCCCGUAAAAAAGUAUUUGACAUCCACACAGAAUAUACACUAUUUGACACAUUAAUUUCUACACUGUAUUCGUCUAUGUCCUCAACCCAACAGCUUAUUGUGAUUGCUGAUGCUGCCAUAUUUAUUGAGUUGAUACAGCUGCUUGUUUCCAUCUUUUUUUAUGUGGUGUAAGUAAAGCCAGCAAUAAUGCAGCAUUACAUGUUGUAGUUUGUUACAGUGAAGAAAAAUAAAACAAACAAAUUCUCGUAGCCUAAAUGUAUGUUGCGAAUUUUGCAGCUCACAAAUAAUUAACAGCACUGAAUAAGAAAAUUGUUGAGAGUAAGAAAAGUGUAAUCAGCAUUUCAAUUAGAAGGAUACAAUGUAUGACUUUGGAUGAAUUUCAUGAAAACAUUUUUUUGUUUUUUUUGUCACAGAGGUGACAAAUGUUUCAUGACUAGUAUCACACAAUCAUUCAAAUCAACCAGACCUAUGCCAAGUUAACACAAGAGCUUCUUUCCUUUCAGUAAAAGUGACUUACAGUACCUGUUAUCUGUUUUGGUAUGUUGAAAAAUAAGACUUGAGUCAUGACAGUGAACCAUGUUUAGUGAUUUAGCAUAUAUUGCUAAGAAAAAUAAAUACAGUUGCAAUAAAGACGUGUUAUCAAAUACAUCAGCAUGCAACUUCUUUUUAGCACAAUACUAACUUGAGUAUCAAAUUUCUCCAGCUUCCUGUUUGUUCUUGUCUGUCCUCCGUGUUUUUCUAAUAUAUAACUGAUAGUGGAAUAUUAUUUAACCAAUUAAUCAUGGAAAUAAAUGUAUUGCAAAGAGGCUGAUCUCACAAAAAAAUAUUACUUUAUUGUUUGAUUAACUAUUUUGUCCCAGCAAUUACAAAUGUGGGGCAGUGGAUUACACUGUUUUACCGACAGGGACGUAAACAUAGGCAGUGCAGGUGGUGCGGUUGCACUGGGGCCUGUGAGGUGCAGGGGCCCAUAGAGAGAGUGGGCCCUCCAGCAGUGUGUUGAGAAUGGUGGAGAAUGGGCCCCUCAUGAGAGACUAUCACCUUCGAAAUAUCCUUGUGAGAUGAACUCUCAUUAAAUUAAUCAUGGUGCCAUUUGCUUUAUAUGCCCUUAAAAAAGCAAGCCCAUCAUCCGUCUUGUUUUGGGGGUUUUUUUGGUUGUUUUUUUAAAUAGUAAAAGCUAUAACAGAAUUAUAUACAUAUUCUACAUAAAAUAUAAAUAAACUUUUAAAAUUAUUAAAGUAAAUGAAUCAAGUCUUAUUUUCUUUGGUAUUUUCUUUUGUCACAUACAGAUAUGACAUGAUGAUUGCUUUAAAAUGUAUGUCGGUGUUGCCCAAUGUCAUGUCUCUGUUCAAUCAUGUGACGAGAUGAUAUGCACACGAUAGCAUGCCCGUCCUGAUAGCGUGCACUGGGGCCCGUCAUAAUAGCGUGCAGUGGGACCCAUUGUAACUACAUUACGCCACUUUUUACCAACAUAUUUCAACAAUGAC
Molecule: messenger RNA, 4064 nt
Organism: Epinephelus fuscoguttatus (brown-marbled grouper)
Lineage: Eukaryota; Metazoa; Chordata; Actinopteri; Perciformes; Serranidae
Product: B-cell receptor CD22
Exons: 19
Coding region: 133-2073 (646 amino acids)
Source: RefSeq, a predicted model, not a curated record